CCGCCCCGGGGAGCCGCGGCUCACCCAGGAGACUCCCCGGAGCGAGACGGGAGGCGCGACCCGCCGCAGCAGAGUUUAUCCCUUGAAACAGCACUCGAAGGGAAUUGCUGACAGCUUGUGGAACGGAGUUAAAGUGAUUGUAGCAAAAUAAAACCUCGACAGCAGCAGCACAAGUAUCAAUCAAUCUAGAAAAAACUUGCAUGGAGCUGUUGAAGAGUAGGAUGUGGCUCUGCAGAGGAGGGCUCUUCCCUUUCAUUUAUACUGAGAUCUGAACUUUAUGCUCAUGAGGAGAAGCGCAAGUGCAGAAUGUGAGUCACUCAGUGUGGUCAAGCAAGUCAGAACCAAGGGCUACCUUAGAAGACAGAAGUGCUCUUCAAAGAAGGAUAGAUCUAUCUUUGCUUUGUCGUCAUCACUGGGAACUGAGAGAGAAGUCAAAGCCAAACUGGAAUAAAAUGCCAGCUAAGGGAAAAUACUUCUUUAAUGAAAAUGAAGACUGCAAGAUAACAGAUCCACUUUAUGAGAAGUAUCGCUACACGAGCCAGCAGCACCCGCUUCUUCUCCUGCUGCUCUUCAUUGCAAUUACUUUCUGUAUUACGCUAAUUAUACUAUUCUUUGUCAUGCAUACGGAAACACGUCCUCAUCUUGCUUUCAUUAUUACAGUAUGUACUGCUCUUGUAAUAUUUGCAGUCAUGUACUUGCUUGUGUGCAUUGAAUCCUUAUUUCGGAGAUGGCUGAAAUUAUUUGGGAUUUUGAUUUGGAUCUGCUUCCUGACCAUAGGAUAUGUGUCAGUUUUUGGAAUGGCAGAUACCCCUUCAUUCUAUGCAUGGGAACAGGUGCCAUUCUUCCUGUUCAUAAUCUUCACAGUUUAUACCAUGUUACCCUUUGGGAUGAGAGAUGCUGUCAUCAUCAGCAUCCUUUCUGCAGUGUCCCAUAUUGUAGCCCUAAGCAUUGCAGUGACAUUAUAUUCUGAACAAGGCCAAGAACUCACUACGUUUCAGUUACUUGCCAAUGCUAUAAUUUUUCUUUGUGGUAACCUGAUGGGUGCAUUUCACAAGCAUCGGAUGCAAGAUGCUUCAUGGGAUUUGUACAGAUACACUUUAAAGUGCAUUCAAGUCCGAAUGAAACUGAAGAUUGAAAAGAGGCAACAAGAAAACUUGCUUUUAUCUAUACUGCCAGCUCAUAUCUCAAUGGGAAUGAAACUAGCCAUCAUAGAGCGACUGAAGGAAACCAAUGACGAUAGGCAAAUGCAUGAUAACAACUUCCAUAGUCUGUAUGUGAAAAGGCAUCAGAAUGUUAGCAUCCUGUAUGCAGACAUUGUAGGAUUCACUCGUCUGGCUAGCGACUGCUCUCCGAAGGAGCUGGUAGUGAUGUUGAAUGAGCUCUUUGGGAAGUUUGAUCAAAUUGCAAAGGAAAAUGAAUGCAUGAGAAUAAAAAUUUUGGGAGACUGUUAUUACUGUGUCUCAGGCCUACCUGUGUCUUUACCGGUUCAUGCCCAGAACUGUGUGAAAAUGGGACUCGACAUGUGUGAAGCUAUAAAACAAGUAAAAGAAGCCACUGGAGUGGACAUCAGUAUGAGAGUUGGUAUCCAUUCUGGGAAUGUGCUUUGUGGCGUGAUUGGACUCCGGAAAUGGCAGUAUGAUGUGUGGUCUCAUGAUGUUUCCUUAGCUAAUCGUAUGGAAUCCUCAGGAAUACCUGGUCGUGUACACAUCACUGAAGCAACGCUAAAUCACCUAGGCAAAGCUUACGAAGUGGAAGAAGGGAAUGGACACCUGAGAGACCCAUACCUUGAAGCAAUGAACAUCAAAACCUACUUGGUGAUUGACCCAAGGUCUAAACAGCGUACUUUGAAUAAUCAUCUCCCUAAAACACGAGUGAACGAUGGGCUGAAGAUGCGAGCCUCUGUCCGUAUGACACGUUAUUUGGAGUCCUGGGGAGCAGCCAGGCCCUUUGCCCACCUGAACCACAGAGAAAGUGUCAGCAGUGAAUCUUCAGUUCCAAGUGGGAGACAAAGAAAGGAGAUACCUUUGAAUUCUACAGGUCGUCAAAAGACUUCAGAUAGUCUGCAUGGAUCUAGACAAGAACAGUUAUGUCCCUCUUCACUUGUAAACUAUAAAAAUACAUCCCAGAAGGGAAGGAUGGAAGAAGAUACUUAUGAUGAAAUGAUGUCGACCAUUGAGGGUCUCAGUUCGACUAAACCAGGGUGUAGUAACUCAGAUGACUUCUGUGGAUGCUCACUGUUUUUUGUAGAAUCGGGAUUGGAAAAAGAGUAUCGCACCAUCCCCAUCCCCAGACUGAGGAGUUACUUUGCCUGUGCCAGUAUUGUGUUGCUCUGUAUAUUUGUGAUACAGAUGUUUGUCAUGCCAAAAACCGCAAAACUAGGACUUUCAUUUGGAAUUGUAGCAGUCAUAAUUGUGCUUAUUUUGUGUGUGUGUUUUGCUGAUAAAUGCCUGAAAUGCUGCUCAGAACAAUGGCCUCCUAUGCGCCACCUUUGUGCUAUUUCGGAUAAGGUAGAAACCAUGCCUCUAGUGAGACUCCCUUUAGCAGUCAUCACUAUAGGUGCGUUGCUGAUUAUUGCCACUUUUAAUUUGCCUGGUGAAAAAAGUAGAUCCACAAACGCUACUGGAUCAAGUGAUGAGGCUGUCACCUGCGUGCCUGUGAAUCAGGGUACUGAAAAAAGUACAGCUGUGGACUAUACUGAAUCCUGUAUUAAGGAUGUCGUCUUGCCUUAUUAUACUUAUUGCUGCAUAUUAGGGUUUAUUGCUUGCUCUGUAUUCCUUCGGAUGAGCUUCGAACUCAAAGUUCUCCUUCUGUCCAUCGCUUUUACUGUAUACAUCUUCAUCUUUAAUCCCUCAAAGAACUUGAGUGCAGGCUACAACAACAGCACCAAUACCACUCUAAGGUUUUUCAUGAAAGAUCCAAUAUCGAUGACUAACUUAUACCUGGCUCUGUUUUAUGUAACUCUGAUCCUAUUUUCAAGACAGAUUGAGUAUUACUGUCGACUAGAUUGCUUGUGGAAGAAUAAAUUUAAAAAAGAACAUGAACAAUUUGAAACCAUGGAGAACGUAAACAGGCUCUUGCUGGAAAAUGUCCUUCCGGCACAUGUUGCUGCUCAUUUCAUCGGUGACAAAUUAAAUGAGGAUUGGUACCAUCAGUCUUAUGACUGUGUCUGUGUCAUGUUUGCAUCAGUACCUGAUUUUAAGGUGUUUUAUACCGAAUGUGAUGUCAAUAAAGAGGGACUGGAGUGCUUGCGGCUGCUGAAUGAAAUCAUUGCUGAUUUUGAUGAGCUGUUGUUAAAACCUAAAUUUAGUGGUGUUGAAAAAAUCAAAACCAUUGGAAGCACUUACAUGGCAGCAGCAGGCCUUAGUGUCGCACCAGGCCAAGAGAACAACCAGGACCAGGAGAGACAACAUGCUCAAAUUGGGAUCAUGGUGGAAUAUGGAAUUGCCUUGAUGAGUAAACUGGAUGGCAUCAACAGACACUCCUUUAACAAUUUCCGCCUACGUGUUGGGAUAAACCAUGGGCCUGUAAUAGCAGGUGUGAUUGGUGCUCGUAAACCCCAGUAUGAUAUCUGGGGAAACACUGUCAAUGUCGCCAGCAGGAUGGAGAGUACUGGUGAACUUGGAAAAAUCCAGGUUACUGAAGAGACAAGCAAAAUAUUACAGGAACUGGGAUAUUCAUGUGAAUGUAGGGGACUCAUUAAUGUCAAAGGAAAGGGAGAACUAAGGACUUACUUUGUGUGCACAGAUACAGCCAAAUCCCAAGGUAUUGGACUGAACUGAGUCUGUAACGAAGUUUGUCAAAAUGUAUUUUGAGCCACCACUUCCCUUCUGUGAAGUCUUAGAAUUUCCCUCCUUAUGUGAAGGAGAUUAUUCCAAAUGUAUGUGUACUAAUGGUUCCUCUGCAUCUCAAAGUAGGAGAGUGACUUUAAAAGAAGUCUGAAAGUGCCUAGAAGCAAUUGUUGGACUACCUGUUUCUGGAAUAAUUUGAGGAUUUUUCUGGGAAUUGUCUUGCAGCAUUUCCUAAUAUUUCCUUUCCUACAUGCAAUCUGGGAGAUUAAAGGCCUUAAUAGCACGUGCAGAUGCACUAUUGAACUAAUUUCCCAGUUAAAACAGAUAUUAGGAAAAACUUCCUGACUGUCGGGUGGCUAAGCACUGGAAUAAAUUGCCUAGGGAGGUUGUGGAAUCUCUGUCAUUGGAGGUUUUUAAGAACAGGUUAGACAAACACCUGUCAGGAAUGGUCUAGUUAUUACUUAGUCCUGCCUUGAGUGCAGGGGAUUAGACUUGAUGACCUCUUGAGAUCCCUUCCAAUCCUGUACUUAUGAUUCCACUGCCUCAUUCUUUGUUAGAUCUGCUAGCAGUGUGGCACUUGUCAGAGACCUUAAGAAAAAGUGACAGUACAUUUGGACGCUGCAUCUAUGCAUGAUCUUUAGUGCCAAGCUGUUUUCAAGACAAAAGACUGCUGUAUGCGGAGAGGCGGGGAA
Messenger RNA from Trachemys scripta elegans, 4480 nucleotides. RefSeq names its product adenylate cyclase 7 (gene ADCY7). Gene Ontology annotation, molecular function: adenylate cyclase activity. The record is from RefSeq and is a predicted model, not a curated record. The transcript is spliced from 28 exons. Gene Ontology annotation, biological process: intracellular signal transduction; cAMP biosynthetic process; adenylate cyclase-inhibiting G protein-coupled receptor signaling pathway. NCBI's taxonomy places the organism in Eukaryota, Metazoa, Chordata, Testudines, Emydidae. Gene Ontology annotation, cellular component: plasma membrane. The coding region runs from base 453 to 3779 and encodes 1108 amino acids.